AUGGAUAUUAGCUGGUGUUAUAUUUGCGGCAAGCAAAUAUUCGAUACGAAUGCGUUGUAUUGUAGCUCGGAAUGUGCAAAUUUGGAAAAUCCUUCGGCCAAAACCGUUUCCCUCAAUACUCUUAGCCCUCCGAAUUCCCCGCCUUCGAAUUUAAGAUUCUCCAUUGCUAUAAUUCCAAACAUCUACCACGCUUCUGAGUCUAACGCAAGAGCUCUCUCUCCACCAUCAUCGGCUAGCAGCUCUUACACUGAAUCUAAUUUGUCUUCUUCUCUUACUAGCGUUUGCACUCUGGACCAAUGUUAUACCGGCAUUAAUUGCCAAAACAAUAGUGAUGAUACCAUCUUUGAUGAUUACAACACUUGCUUAUAUUCAACCAGCAAUCCGAUUGACAUUCCAAAUUCUAGAACUAAGACCGAUUCUAAAAUGACCGAACAAACCAAACCUAUCUUCGGAUUUGGUGAAGGUAGUUUUGGGGAAAAAAUUGAUUUUUAA
Cetraspora pellucida is the source of this 492-nucleotide messenger RNA. The record is from the annotation of a GenBank genome assembly. NCBI's taxonomy places the organism in Eukaryota, Fungi, Glomeromycota, Glomeromycetes, Diversisporales, Gigasporaceae.